AUGACACCAGAAUUCAUAUUUCCGUUUCCGGCCACGUUAGGAUAAGAGGUUGGGAAGGAAAAUUCUGAAAUUAGGAUAUUUCCCAUGUGUUAACUUGACAUUGGUGUCUUUUAAUACCAAAGGACAGUUAAAUGUACAUCUGACCUUUCGCCAAUAUGGAUUACUGGCCAGUAUGGAUCAUAUUAACAGUGCUAUUAAUCUAUGUGUAUGUGUCGGGUGGAGUGGAAUUAACUUUCGAAUUGCCCGAUAAUGCUAAAGAAUGCUUCUAUCAAGAAAUCCAAGAGAACGUAUCAGUAACGUUAGAAUUUCAGGUUGUUACAGGCGGCCAGUACGAUGUAGAUGUUUCUUUGGAGGCACCAAACAAGGAAAUUAUUUACAGAAAUACCAAAGCCCAGUUUGAUAGCCACAAUUUCGUUUCAAACAUGCCUGGCAUAUAUGUAGUAUGCUUCAGCAAUGAAUUCUCAACUUUCUCACACAAACUUGUUUACAUGGAUUUCCAAGUGGGUGAUGAACAACCAUUGCCUGGGUUAGAACAACAUGUCACUGUCCUGACUCAGAUGGAGUCCUCAGCUCAAGAGAUACACAAGAGUUUGAAUAGUAUAAUCGACUACCAGACGCAUCACCGGCUGCGUGAGGCACAAGGGCGUAAACGUGCUGAAGAUCUUAAUGAACGUGUCAUGUGGUGGUCAAUACUAGAAACAUUAGCAGUUCUAAUUAUUACUGUUUCACAAGUUCUUGUGUUAAAAAACUUCUUCGCAGAAAAGAAACCAUCCCAGAUGAACUCAAAAUAGAGUAUAUAUAUACUGUAUUUAUAAAUUCUUGCUGAAAUUUAAAGUGUGCUUUUGAUUGAUUGGUGUAUUUUGGAUAUGUGAACGUUGUGUGAGAAGUUUAAAAUUCAGAAUGCAGAUGGGCUCCAGAACUUGGAUUUGGUCUUUGUCUGGAGGCAUCCAUGUGGUUCGCGUCUUCUGUUGUGUGUAUUGAUUGAUUGAUUGUUGAUUCAGUAACAUUUGAAGUUAGCUUUGUACUUGAAAUUGGUUUACUUUUCGUAUGUCUAUACUUUUUUGAAUCCUAAGUUCUACAGUUGUGAGGAACAUCACCGACACAAGUAUCUUACAUGAUGCUUGAUUUCUUAUAACAGGAGUUCAAGCAAAUGUAGAACUUGGUCUUGCACGCUUCUGAUUGUACUUUUGGGAGAAUUAGGUCCCCAUUUGUUAAUAACAAUACUGUGUGCAACAAUUUAAACAUUUGUAAUUUGUCUCUUAUUUAUGUUUAAAAGUGCAAAUGUUGGACUUAAGUUCUGGAUUCUUGUAAGUGUGGCUCAUUUCUCUAUUCUAUAAAUGAUGUGCAUCAUUAGAU
Zootermopsis nevadensis is the source of this 1356-nucleotide messenger RNA. RefSeq names its product transmembrane emp24 domain-containing protein (gene p24-1). Lineage: Eukaryota; Metazoa; Arthropoda; Insecta; Blattodea; Termopsidae. The record is from RefSeq and is a predicted model, not a curated record.